AGAUACUCACAACCGUUACUGGAGUCUGAGGUUUCAGAAGGAGGAUGGCAUUGCCUCAGAAAGAAGAAGAAGAAGAAGAAGAAGAAGAAGAAGAAGAAGAAGAGGAGGAGGAGGAGGAGGAGGAGGAGGAGGAGGAGGAGGAGGAGGAAGAAGAAGAAGAAGAAGAAGAAGAAGAAGAAGAAGAAGAAGAAGAAGAGGGGGAGGAGGAGAAGGAGGAGGAAGAAGAAGAAGAAGAAGGAGGAGGAGGAGAAGGAGGAGGAGGAGGAGGAGGAGGAGGAGGAGGAGGACCCAAACAAAGUUAUUAGUGGCACUGUGCAGUGUAAAACCUUAGUAAAAGGAGAAAAGAAAC
Chara braunii is the source of this 349-nucleotide messenger RNA. The record is from the annotation of a GenBank genome assembly. Lineage: Eukaryota; Viridiplantae; Streptophyta; Charophyceae; Charales; Characeae.